Molecule: messenger RNA, 1507 nt
Organism: Oncorhynchus masou masou (cherry salmon)
Lineage: Eukaryota; Metazoa; Chordata; Actinopteri; Salmoniformes; Salmonidae
Gene: cmc1
Product: C-x(9)-C motif containing 1
Exons: 4
Coding region: 93-416 (107 amino acids)
Cellular component (GO): mitochondrion
Source: RefSeq, a predicted model, not a curated record
GAGUGACGCACACGGAAGUAACGUCGUUAAGAAGAAGAGGUCACUUUGCUUCUGUUUUGUAAUGUUUUGAUUCAGCAACACUGCUGAUAAUUAUGGAAGCAACCAAAGCAGAGGAGCCUUUCCUGAGGCAUGUGGAGACGGAUGUACUCAUCCCCAAGAUGAUGAGGGAGAAAGCCAAGGAGCUCUGUGCUGAAAAGGUUACAGCGUUCAACCACUGCUGUAAAGAGACUGGUUUCCUGAUGGUGUUCAAGUGUCGGGAUCAGAACGCUGCCCUGAAGGAGUGUCUGACCGUACACUACAGAGACUCGGCGUUCUUCGAGGAGUGCAAGCAGGAGUACAUCAAGGAGAAGCUGGAGUACCAGAGGACAGGGGUGGCGUCUAAGAACCGCUCACAAAAACUACCAACCAGCAUGUAGGUUCCAAAUUGACCUCUGACCCCUGAACAUGUUGCUUCCACCUGUCCAAUCCUCUCAGAUCUACAGGAUUGGUUCGGUAGCAGGGGCUAGGGGUCACGGAGGGUGGCAGGGGGAGUGAGGGCUACUCACGGGGCUUUACAGUGUGUGUAUUGUACAUCCGGUUGGGAUGCUCAUUGCCCCAACGGGAGGAACUAGAUCAACGAAGUGGCAGUAGACAGGAGGUCAUCCUAGGCCCUAAGUGACCUGUGUAACGACUACGAGGCAGGUUGGCAAGGUGUGUCUAAAGGCCUCCGUUCACCUGCAUGCAGGGAAAAUGAAUCUCUUACAGACACGUGUCCUCAACAGAGUCUCUCUGGUUGAUCUGAUCAAACAGCCAUGAUGGAUAAAUCACACUGUCCUCAACAGAGUCUCUCUGGUUGAUCUGAUCAAACAGCCAUGAUGGAUAAAUCACACUGUCCUCAACAGAGUCUCUCUGGUUGAUCUGAUCAAACAGCCAUGAUGUAAAAAUCACACUGUCCUCAACAGAGUCUCUCUGGUUGAUCUGAUCAAACAGCCAUGAUGUAAAAAUCACACUGUCCUCAACAGAGUCUCUCUGGUUGAUCUGAUCAAACAGCCAUGAUGGAAAAAUCACACUGUUCCUCCUAUUUCAGAAUGAUCAAUAAUGUUUUGUUGUUGAUGCUGUCUGUCUGCUCUGCCGUUUGUAUAUUUAUGAAGAAAUCUUUCUGUCAAAGCUUUGGAAGUGUUUUCAUGUUGAGUUUAUUAGCAACCAAUACUGUCCAAAGUGAGAUUGAUUCCAAUGAUAUUAAGACCUGUCCAAAGUACAUGAAUAAUAUUCAGGGUGUUGACAUCUAACAUCCUCCACUAUGAGGAAUGUUCCGGAAGGUUCGUAAUUAUACACACGAUUGAUACUGCAUAGAGGCUCUGUCCCGUAAUUAGGAUUCACCUGGUGAGUUGCCGUAACAACUGGUGUGAUGACCGGUGAAGCAUUAUGGGUAGAGUUGUUGUAAAAAUAAAAGAAAGUCUGAUUUUUUUUAAUAUAACAUUUGACUUGACAUUGUGUUAACGUACAUAUAAAUAAAAGACAAACAGAU